AGAAAAGGGAGCCAGUUAGAGAAAAACGACCUCAACCCUACCCUAGUAGAAGCAGCAGCACUGGCGACCGCCGUCUCUUUGUUCUGUACUGCUUUUGACAACAAAAAAGUCAAACUCAGAUUUUUUAAUCUUCAAUGCCAUCGCGAAAAUUCACAGAGAUGGACUCAAACGGGAGUGAGUACAUCGAUCAUUGCGCCUCUUAUGCAAAGAGAAGGAGGCAUGACAAUAAUCAGACGGUCUGCAAUAUAACCUCUAACCUGGAGUACACAGACCUUGAGGCAGCUGAAGCGUUGGUGUGCAUGAGUUCUUGGGGCCAGGGUCACUUUAUCAGCAGCAACAGGCCGAACCCCUGCAAGCCGCGACCCCUCACCCCAGCCUCAGACUCUUGCGACUCCCUGUUGCCACCAGAACUUCCAGAGCCACCGAAGGAUUUCGUGUCCCUCUCGUCCCUGUGUAUGACCCCCCCUCACAGCCCAAGCUUUGUUGAGACUUCAACACCCAGCUCUGGCCCGGCUGUGGCCUCGCAACACUGUUUGUCCGGGCUCCAUCAACCUGUCCUGGCACCCAUUCCUGAGAAGACCCCCUACCUCCCCCCUCUACCCCAGCCCUGCAGAGCCAUGGCGACCAGCGUCAUCCGCCACACUGCAGACAGCACCCCCUGCCAACACCGCAUUCCUGUUGCCCCCAACCCAGAGAAAACAAGAGACACAGUAACUGCUGCGACACUCUGCCAGAAGCGACAGCAGCAGCAGCAGCAACACAUCACAAAGACUGAGACUAACACACCUCCAUCUCCUCCUGCUCCUCUCACACCUGUCUUAAAAAUAGAGCAGCAAACUAGUCCCUCAAAAAACAGUUUGGACAAUGCCUCCACCCCCACUUUUUUCAAUACCCAACCACAAAACAACCCACACACUCCCGCAACCAUGUUCCCAUCUUCAGUCACCAGCCCUCAAAUCAUCUGCCAGAUGUUCCCCGUCACCAGCCAAUCGGGGAUCAUCUCAGCGUUCAUCCCCGGUGCAGUUCAGACAUCCAGUACAGGUAUUCGAACAGCCACCACACCAAUCCUCCCACAGCCCGCCUCAGCCAACGCCUCCUCUGUCCAGCAGUCUCUCAUUGUGGGCUCAGCAGUCCCUCAGGGCACCAUGAUGCUGGUUCUCCCACAAUCCUCUGUCUCUCAGGCCCCUCACUGCACUCAGACUGUUAUGACGCUGGGCAACACCAAGCUACUACCUCUGGCUCCAGCCCCUGUGUAUGUGCCAGCGGGGCCCAGUGGAGGUACGACAGCCACAAAGAUGGACUUCUCCCGCAGGAGGAACUAUGUGUGCAACUUCCCAGGCUGCAGGAAGACUUACUUCAAGAGCUCACAUCUCAAGGCUCAUUUAAGGACACACACAGGUGAGAAACCUUUCAGCUGCAGUUGGGACGGCUGUGAUAAGAGGUUCGCUCGCUCCGACGAACUGUCCCGCCACCGGCGAACACACACCGGCGAGAAGAAAUUUGUGUGUCCCGUGUGCGAGCGGCGGUUCAUGCGGAGCGAUCACCUCACCAAACACGCCCGCCGCCACAUGACAACGAAGAAAGUUCCCUCCUGGCAGGCUGAUGUUCGGAGCCUAAACAAAAUGGCCGCUGGCAAACCACCUUCCUCCAAACCUGGCCUUGCCACACUAAGCAUGCUGGUGCCUGCCAGCUCAAAGUAGACAAUAAACACUGCCAUCUUUAAUACUCCCGAGAUGCCAUAGAGACUCUGGGAGCAGCCAAGCACAGUCGGCUGCUGCUAUUCUACUCUUGGGAAUGAAAGAAACACAUGCACUGGACUCUUUGUUUUCCUCCCUAUUGCUUAUUUGUACGUGUAUUUCUCUCAAAAGGAUUCUUUUGUUUACUUUGAUAUUACUGAUUUUAUGUAUGCACACUUGCCAAAGUCUUUCUAUGAAGUUGGUCUUACACAUUUCAUUUUCUGCACCUCUCCUACAAACACUUUGCUCAACAGAAAUGUAUGUGUAUGUGAAUGUAUUCUUGGUGUUGAAAUGCAUUUAUUUGUCAUAUUAAGGAAAAGGUUGAAAAAGCAAUGUAAAUAUGAAUAUUAAUCACCAGUACUAUGAUUAUACCUUGAUUAUAUCUCCCUAACUUUUCAUAUUAUUUAAUACAUAUUUGUAAUAAAUAAAAGAUUAAACCA
This is a messenger RNA of Labrus mixtus (cuckoo wrasse), 2176 nucleotides long. Its product is annotated as Krueppel-like factor 11. NCBI's taxonomy places the organism in Eukaryota, Metazoa, Chordata, Actinopteri, Labriformes, Labridae. Bases 135 to 1700 code for a protein of 521 amino acids. The record is from RefSeq and is a predicted model, not a curated record. The transcript has 4 exons. Gene Ontology annotation, molecular function: DNA-binding transcription factor activity, RNA polymerase II-specific; RNA polymerase II cis-regulatory region sequence-specific DNA binding. Gene Ontology annotation, biological process: regulation of transcription by RNA polymerase II.